Molecule: messenger RNA, 669 nt
Organism: Uranotaenia lowii
Lineage: Eukaryota; Metazoa; Arthropoda; Insecta; Diptera; Culicidae
Exons: 1
Source: RefSeq, a predicted model, not a curated record
ACAUCACCUGUUACUCAGGACGAUGGUUACCUGUCCCCAUAUUGUUGCUCCAGUGAUGAAGAGCUGGAUCGUUCACAAAACCGAGAAUUACUGGACGAAAUGCCAGCCUUCUCCACACAUUCCUUGUCUCCAUCCGGAAGAUCUCUUUCACCGAUUGAUAUGGAAACUCCAUCACCGCCAAGGUAUUCCCUUAAUUCGACCUACCAUAGUGCUUUCGGGACACCGUGUGAUAGUCCCAGCCAACAGCCACCUCCAGGAAAAGGUUACGUUACGUUGGAGGAAAUAAACGCUCGAAUUGGUAUGACUCCACCAGAUUCCGAACGCAGUCGAUCGCGGCUUAACUUGGAAACCAUUUUCGAAGGCCAGUUCCUGGAAACUCCACCGAAGAAAGAAUUCGAAUCGAGAACAAACCAAUCGAAUCUUCUGCGCCGUUCAUUGAGGAAUCGGGCACUUUUUGGGGGCGUAGACCCCGUUAGCCAAUCGUCGCCUUCGUCCUCGAAGGGUGGUGAUAUUGAAAACCUAUCCGGGCAGUUCGACAGCGCAUGUAGGAUAAUACGCAACUAGAUAAAUGUAAAGUCGAUAAUUAGUGAGUGCCUUUGGUUUGCCUGAUUUUUUUUUCAGGAAGUUUAAGAUUAUUAUCAUUAAUAUUAGAAUUAAACUCGAUUGCAA